GAAAGGCCCUAAAGUGACACUACCCAUCUUGUAAUAUGAUAACUAUCUGGAAUUUACCCUAAAAUAAUCUACAUUGAUUUCAUUUUUUUUUCUGGUCAUAGGUCCCUCUCAGUCUUUUUCACUUGGAUCAUCACUUGCUCACUGAGCACUUGUAGUUCUUCUGCUAGCAUUGCUCAGAUUCACCAAUGCCGGGCAUUUGAGAUGGCUUCAAAUCGAUGAGAACUUCUAUUUCUCUUCUACUUCUGGUUUUCCGUCAGAGUGAGCAUUACCAGCUUAUUCGUUUCGAGAAGCCCAGAAAAACGCAUCCCUUCUCAUCAAUGGAGGCGGCGUUUUUCUUGGCCUAGAUUGGAUUUCCUCGAGUACUGGGUUCCGAGUUUCUUCUUUGAUCAAUCUGGGUUUUGGUUUGAUCUUCUGGGUUGGUAUCUGCUUCUCCAAUGGCAGCCUCCUCUGUUGCUUCUCCUCUUUGUACGUGGCUCGUCGCUGCUUGCAUGUCGGUUGCUUACGAGAAAGAAUACUCUCUGAAGCCUUCUUCCUUUCAGUCUUCGAAGAGAUUGAGCAGGUGGGCUAUGAGAAGGAAACUUGUCUCGAAAUGUAGUGCUGGUGGCCAUGAUUUUCCAGGAAACUUGAUUUCGGCCUUCUGUGGAUCGAGUAUUCAAGGUCUAAUGAGUUCUUGUUUGGCGUUCGAGCCGUGCGAGGAGUAUUAUAGUUCCAAAGGUCUGUCUUCUUUGGCAUUCUUUGGUGACAAUGGGUUCUCGCUGUUUGGGUCUAGGAACGGGCCAAUGACUCGUAGGCAAAGGCGAAUGAAUCGAAGCGCUCACUCUGGAAAAACCAUGGCUGUAGCUGUACAACCUGCAAAGGAAGUCACAACAAAGAAGAAGCUUCCUACCAAUAAAAGGAAAGUUGUUGUAACAGGGAUGGGUGUGGUGACUCCAGUUGGUCAUAAUCCAGAUGUCUUCUACAAUAAUCUGCUUGAAGGAAUUAGUGGCAUAAGUGAGAUAGAGGCAUUUGACUGUGCCCAUUUUCCAACGAGAAUUGCUGGGGAAAUCAAGUCUUUCUCAACAGAUGGAUGGGUUGCACCUAAACUUUCUAAAAGGGCAGACAAAUUCAUGCUGUACAUGCUCACAGCUGGCAAGAAAGCCUUGGCAGAUGGUGGAAUUACAGAAGAUGUCAUGGAUGAAUUAGAUAAAUCUAGAUGUGGGGUUUUAAUUGGCUCUGCAAUGGGUGGCAUGAAGGUCUUUAAUGAUGCAAUAGAAGCUCUAAGAGUUUCAUAUAAGAAGAUGAAUCCCUUUUGCGUACCUUUUGCUACUACAAAUAUGGGCUCUGCAAUGCUUGCUAUGGAUCUGGGAUGGAUGGGCCCAAAUUAUUCAAUCUCAACUGCUUGUGCAACAAGCAAUUUUUGUAUACUAAAUGCGGCAAACCACAUUAUCAGAGGUGAAGCUGACAUGAUGCUUUGUGGUGGUUCUGAUGCAGCAAUUAUACCUAUUGGCUUGGGAGGUUUUGUUGCAUGCAGAGCACUCUCACAGAGAAACAAUGAUCCAACUAAAGCUUCGCGCCCUUGGGAUAUUAAUCGUGAUGGAUUUGUCAUGGGAGAGGGAGCUGGUGUCCUGCUUUUGGAAGAGUUAGAACAUGCCAAGAAAAGAGGUGCAAGUGUAUAUGCAGAAUUUCUUGGUGGAAGUUUCACAUGCGAUGCUUAUCACAUGACUGAACCUCAUCCUGAUGGGGCAGGUGUUGUUCUGUGUAUAGAAAAAGCCUUAGCCCAAUCUGGGGUGGCCAGGGAAGACAUCAAUUAUGUAAAUGCACAUGCUACAUCAACACAAUCUGGUGACCUAAAAGAGUACCAAGCACUUAUUCACUGUUUUGGUCAGAAUCCUGAGUUGAGAGUGAACUCCACAAAAUCCAUGACUGGUCACCUACUAGGAGCAGCAGGUGCUGUUGAAGCCGUUGCAACGGUGCAGGCUAUACGGACCGGGUGGAUCCAUCCAAACAUCAAUCUUGAAAACCCUGACAAAGGCAUUGACACUAAUGUGCUAGUUGGCCCGAAGAAGGAAAGGCUGGACAUAAAGGUGGCUCUGUCUAAUUCCUUUGGAUUCGGAGGCCACAACUCAUCAAUUUUAUUUGCUCGUUACAGGUAAUCUGGUGAGAAAAUCCAACCUUUAUUUGGGGGUAAAGGUAUUUGUUGUUGGAUUGUUUUGAUGUGUUCAUUUUUUUUUUUUUUUCGAGGACGGAAGCAUGUCAAAGUGUCUGUGUUGUAGUGGGAGGCCCCAGAGGUCUCUUGAGCUCUUGCCUUUUAUCUCAACUCAAGGGUAAAAGUAUGCCCCUUGGUUUGAUAAAUUUCUGUACUACAAGGAUAGAAGCUACUUAUUAAUCAUAAUUUCUUUGGGUUCUUAAAGGACAAACGGGGAAGAAAAAUUCUUUGUACAAAAUAUUUUUGAGAAAUCUGUCGUAGUUUCAGAUUUAGGUUUACUUGGGAUGUAAAUUUAGAGGCUGUAUGCCACUGGAAACGUGUAGUUCUCACCUGUCUAGGCCCCCUGGACCAACAGAUUGGUGAGCCGUCUUCAACGAGAUCGGCUUCGGUGUUCACAAGAUCGUGAUCAUACCGUUGGCACAACCUUACUGUGAGCACUGAAACUGAUUUUGUCAUAUACUGUGGUAGCACAGUGAUUUGAUUGAUCAGAUGACCCUACCUACUUGUCUCAUUGAUCGUUGAAACACUUAGUUUGUUGUGCAAAGUAAGAGCACUGUCUCGGUGAAUGACGGUAAAUGCAAUGCGAGUGUUUUGCUUGUUA
Nelumbo nucifera (sacred lotus) is the source of this 2786-nucleotide messenger RNA. RefSeq names its product 3-oxoacyl-[acyl-carrier-protein] synthase II, chloroplastic-like. Gene Ontology annotation, cellular component: mitochondrion. The record is from RefSeq and is a predicted model, not a curated record. Gene Ontology annotation, biological process: fatty acid biosynthetic process. Lineage: Eukaryota; Viridiplantae; Streptophyta; Magnoliopsida; Proteales; Nelumbonaceae. Gene Ontology annotation, molecular function: 3-oxoacyl-[acyl-carrier-protein] synthase activity.